CGUAAAAUUAUAAGAAGAAAAAGCAGGAGAAGGAAGGAAGGAGGAGAAGGAAAAAGAAACACCAAGAAGACUGAAAUUCACAGCAAUAUGGAGUAUGUUUUAAGAACAGUUAUGUUUGGAUUAGUUAUAUGCGGUGUGUUUAGUGCUGAUGAAGUUAAAGUGAAGUCAGUGAUGGAGGGAGAUUCUGUCACCUUAAAUCCUGAUAUUACUCAAAUACAAGAAAUAAAUCAGAUAAAGUGGCUGUUUCAAAAAAAGGGAUCCAACACUGCUGAAAAUAUUCGGAAUGUGGAGAUACUGCAAGGCAGAUUGGAGAAAAAUGGUCAGACUGGAUCUCUGACUAUCAACAACAUGAGAACCAAACACUCUGGGCUUUACACACUUGAGAUUUACCACGAUAAUGGGAUCAAUCAUGCAAGUUUUACUGUUACAGUAAAUGAAGUUCCAUCUACUAAUGAAGCUCAUAAAGCUGAAAUGAAGAGCUUGAAUAUGACAGAGGGAAAACCACUUGUUCUAGAGACUGAUGUUACUGAAUUUCACGGGGAUGAACUGAUUGUGUGGAGGUUUGGACAUGAAGGAAAACUCCUGGCUAAAGAAGAUAAAGAAACCAAGAGUCCACCAUAUUAUAAUACUGAUGAAAGAUACAAAGACAGACUGAAGCUGAAUGACCAGACUGGGUCUCUGACCAUCAAGAACACGAAAGACACAGAUGCUGGAUAUUAUACAGUGAGGAUCAGCAGCAACAAACGGACAACAUACAAAAAAAUUUCUGUUAAUUUCACUGUUAUCAUUUCAGGUUCAUGUGUGUCUCUAGCUGCUUUUGCUGGAGCUAUUACUGCUCUGCUGUUGGUGUUUGCAGUUGUAGCUGGAUUGGGUUUUCUUUAUCACCGCCGCAAGAUCUCUGAACUACAGGAACAUGUGGAGAGAAAAGAAAAUGUAGUGGUUGAGAUGGAGUUGAUGCCCUUAAAAAAUUAACAGUCACAGUGUUUAGUGACACUGUCACAUCAUUACUUACUUCCUGGGCCAUAUGUACGGAAGUUGAUAUUUAGCUGCACCAUAUUGGUGUUUCGUAACAUCUAGUUUUUAUGAGGUGGGUUAUUAGCCCAAAUCUCAACCCCCAAUCUGGAGAACCAGGGCAUAUACACAUACACUUCAGACAAUUAAGCUUACCCAGUUCACCCUACAACACAUUUCUUUGGACUGUGGGGGAAACCAGGUAUGUGUUUGUCUCUCUCUCCCUCUCUUUUCGUCUCUUUUCCAACUUCUGCUUGAAGUCUCUUGGUCAAGAUACAAGCAGUGGUGUGAUCGCUCUUUUGCAGUGGUAGGUCCUAAACUCUGGAAUACCCUUCCUGCUGAGAUUCAUAAAAUCACUGACCUGCCACUUUUUAUAGCCAAGCUUAAGACCCAGUUGUUUAAAUCGCCUUUAAUGCACAGCACUGAAAUUUCUUUAUGUUUUAAGUGAAGUUUAUAUAUAAACUAAUUUCAAAAGGAUCACAUGCUUAUGAUUGCUUGCGGCCAGUCACGCAUUAUUCAAUGUAUUCAAGGUGCUAUGUAAUUAAUUUGCUAUGUAUAUUUAAUUGUGUUUAACUGUUAGGUGUGUAAAUUUUAACUUUUGUUUGUUGUUUACUCAUCCGUGUUCUUCCCUGCCUUGUUACUGUAUUUCAAUUGUGGUUUGUUCGUUUGUAAAUUUUGUAAAUAUUGUACUAUGUAUAUACAUAGUGAGAAGCAUUAGUUGUUAGAUGUCACACUCUUACUUUUGUGUAAAUAUUUUUUACAGGUUAUUUCUUUAUAGUUAGGCAGGUAGAAGUAGUAGGAGAAGUGGGCCUAACUCUAGUGUUCAUAAAAGUGAGUUUAUUUGUUGUCCAGUGUUCUUUUAUAUUAUAUUUAACAUAUUAAACAUUUGUUUAAUGUGCCCAGUG
This is a messenger RNA of Danio rerio (zebrafish), 1916 nucleotides long. The record is from RefSeq and is a predicted model, not a curated record. NCBI's taxonomy places the organism in Eukaryota, Metazoa, Chordata, Actinopteri, Cypriniformes, Danionidae.